Molecule: messenger RNA, 795 nt
Organism: Vicia villosa (hairy vetch)
Lineage: Eukaryota; Viridiplantae; Streptophyta; Magnoliopsida; Fabales; Fabaceae
Product: importin subunit alpha-3-like
Exons: 9
Coding region: 1-795 (264 amino acids)
Biological process (GO): NLS-bearing protein import into nucleus
Cellular component (GO): nucleus
Molecular function (GO): nuclear import signal receptor activity; protein binding
Source: RefSeq, a predicted model, not a curated record
AUGUAUCAGAUUGAAGAGAUUCGUUCAAAGCGCAUUGAUUUGAUGUCUAGCGAAGCUGAUGCACAAAAAGGGGCAUUGAAGUUUUUUGCAAUACUCGUCUCUUCCGGCGACCUCAACAAAAUUAACGCUGUGACCGAGAACGAAGUUGUUCCUUGUUUGGCCCUUGCAACAUGGGCACUAAGAAAUAUUGCCGGACGACUGUCUAAGCAUACUGAAGUUGUUGUUGCAAAUGGUGUAAUUCCUCGUCUCGUGCAGCUGCUGAGUAGUAAGAAAUACAUCAUUCAAAUGAAGGCUGCUUGGGCGUUAGGAAAUAUAGCGUGCGAUUCUUUAGAAAAAAGAGAUAUUAUAGUUGAAAAUGGUGCACUUGCGCCACUGAUGUGUAUGUUGAAGACAACCAACAAACACGUCUUGAUGAUGACUAGAUGGACAUUACGAAAGACGUGCAGUGAAAUCAUUCCACCAAGAUUUGCAGAAACACUGACAGAAGAAGAUAAGCCGGAUGAGAGUGCUAUACUAUCCGGACUCCAAGUUAUUAUAUUUGUUGACCAUUCAAGUGAAGUUGGAUUUCAUUAUUUCAGCUAUGAUCCCAAAUAUAGCAAGUUUAUUUUGUAUGUUUUGAUGGUCAUGGGAAAUUUGGCACAGUGUGGAAAUACUCAAAAACAAUGGCUACUUGGGCCAUCUCGCAAACUAUCUGACAAACUGAUUCUUAAAGAGGCAUGUUGGGUAAUAGGAAACCUCGCACGUGGAAAAGGGACCAUUUACAGGUGGACAAUUGGUUACUUAAGCAAUGUAUAA